Rhincodon typus (whale shark) is the source of this 3533-nucleotide messenger RNA. Its product is annotated as serine protease FAM111B-like. Gene Ontology annotation, molecular function: serine-type peptidase activity. The record is from RefSeq and is a predicted model, not a curated record. The coding region runs from base 95 to 1921 and encodes 608 amino acids. Gene Ontology annotation, biological process: proteolysis. Lineage: Eukaryota; Metazoa; Chordata; Chondrichthyes; Orectolobiformes; Rhincodontidae. The transcript is spliced from 3 exons.
CCUUUCGGAGUCUGGCAGCUGAAGCUUCCUCCGGUCCAUUUCUUUUUGAUGUUACAGUCUGUCAUUCCCCAGCAAUAACUGCUGAAACUGAGCCAUGCCUCGUACACCACACAGGAAAUCCAAAACACUUUUACCACUGGGAAAGGAGAGCAUCCGUCCCUUUCUAAAGGGGAAUGAUGAAAAUCCACCAACCACUGCAGUUUUGGACAAAAGGCCUCACCCUGAGAGAAGGAGACCUCUCACUGAAUGGAAUCGCUCAACCAGCACAGGUAAAGUGCCAGCAGUAGCCCCGGGCAAGGUUACAGUGAACAGUGACGAAGACAGAGUCAAAGAAUUCACAUUCAACUUACAGAGUAAUGGCAUCGAGCAUGUGGCAAAAGGGAAACCCAAUGAAAGUGUUUAUUCCGUUCUCAUGUCUUCUGUGGUUUUCAAGAAAGAACAAGAGAAAAGUGAGGGCAAGACAUUCCAUUUAAUCGGGAAAAGGGGAUUAAUGGGUGCCAUCAAUCUAGGAAUGCCGUGUAAAUGUCUGCCAGAGAAGACCCAUUUCGAAGUGAUAUUUUACCGGGUUAAAGGUGAGGUGUGCUAUCGGGAUGAGGACUCUUCAGGCAAGCAGUGUGUUGUAUUCCAUGUCAAGAGCACUGGAAAGACAGGAGGCGAUCUUCAUACAGGUUCAAAACUUAUCACCAACUGUGGGUCCCUGCGAAAAGACGGACAUGACAUGUGCGUUUAUGCUUUUGAAGGUGAGACCAUUCGAGAGGCUCUGUGCAAGGACGGGAGGUUCUUGCCCAUCAUUAAGCAGAAUGUAUGGAGCCUGGUCGAAGGGCACAGAUGUCUGCAGUUCACCCUCACUGUCAAUGACCUCCGUGAUAAAUGUUUUGAAGUUCAAGUGAGCAAUGAAAAGUAUAAGGCAGGAAACAAGAAUGAUGAUAAUAAUGACAAUGCUAGCCCCAGGGAGAGACAGGAGCAGGACAGUGUGCCAGGAGAAAGGAAUAUGCUGCAUUGUGAGCUGAGAAAGCAGGUUGAUGAACGUUUGGGAAAGAAAAAAGGCAAGAAGCAUUUCUGUAAAGAAUGGAAUCUGCUCAAGAAAGAAUUUGGGAAGAUCGCAGCUGAUGGAGUUCCCAUUACAGUCCAUGAAAUGCUAGUGCGAUUGAGUGAGUCUGUUGGAUUUGUCCAAUGGGAUAACAAUGGGAAUCAAGGGACUGCCUCUUGCUUCUACCUUGGUAAUAGUUACAUUCUGACAUGUUUCCACGUGGUGAAGAUGAUGGUAGGAGAUGGUGUGCCUGACAAUGAGUGGAAGACCAUUAUAGAGAAGGCCAUGACAAUAAACUUUAGCUACAAAGAGAAGCAGCAGCCUGUCAAUGGCUGGUAUAACAUUGAACCGUGGUUUGAAGUGUCUAACUCAGAACUUGACUACGCAGUGCUGAGAUUGAAGAUCCCCAACGGUCAGCCAUCUGUUCUACCUUCAGGUUUGUGGCAAACUAAAAACUGCCCUCCUUGGAAUGGAAUGGUCUACAUUAUAGGUCAUCCUGAUGGUGUUUGCAAAUCCUCUGACACUUGUUUCGUUAUCCCUAUUCAACAGCGAAAUAUUCAAUACUACAUGCAGGUUUUCAGGAGAUACACUUUCACAGAAAUCCAAAGUUCAGACAGGAUCACCUACAACAGCUGCUUUUUUAAUGGUGCCUCCGGAUCCCCUGUGUUCAAUUCCUCUGGUGAGCUGGUGGGAAUGCAUGCUGCAGGAUAUGAAUAUAAAACUGGCAAUCAGAGAAACAGCGUGAUCGAAUAUGGUCCAACCAUUAAAGCCAUCACAGAUCACAUGAAGAUUCAUCAUCCAGGAUUCGAUUUCACUGGUCAAGUUCACACCCAGGAUGACCAGAACAUCCUGUUCGAUGACCAAGGAGAGGUUCCAAUGGAUAUCGAGUAAAAGAAUGCAGAAAAUGAGUUUAAAAAGCAGUUAUUGUCAUAUUCUCAUUCUUGUUGCAUCUGUUCCUCUCUUGCGUCAAAUUCAACGUUGUUCUAAAAAUUCAGCCAGUAACUCUCCACCACAUUGCACCCCUUCGUAAACUUGUUAUUAUUCCAACAUGUAGCCAUUUCCCUGUACUCAUAACCAAUACUUACGUCUGAUCUUCUAAAAUCUUAAUUUUAAAUUCAUCAACUGCACUUUUAAAUUCCUCUGUGAGCUGAGAAAGCAGGUUGAUGGCCUCUUCUCUCCCAUUUCCAGACACACAUCCAGCCCUAUAACCUUUUGGGAAUUUACAUUCCUCAAAUUCCAGCAAUUGCACAGCUGCCACUGCUGUUCAUUGCUCUGCAAUUCCGUGACAUGCCUCAAGUUCUCGAACCUCUCUAUUCUUUUCUGUCUUUCCACAUAUCCGCAUGGAAAAUAGGAACAGCAGUAGGCCAUUCAGCCCUUCAAGCCUGCUCUGUCAUUCACUGUAACCACGGUUGAUUAUGCAACUCAGUAUCCUGUUCCCUGCAUUGUCCCCAUACUCUUGAUCCCUUAGGCCCCAAAAAGUAUAUCUAACUCCUUCUUGAACAGAGUCAGUGUUUUAGCCUCAACCACGUUCUGUGCAGAGAAUUCCAGAAGCUCACCAUUCUCUGGAUGAACAAAUUUCUCCUCAUGUCAGUCCUGAAUGGCCUACACUGUAUCCUUAACUGUGACCCCUGGUUCUGCGCUUCCUUGUUGCCAGGAACAUCCUUCUGGAGUUAAUCCUGUUAGUGUUUUAUAGGUUUCUGUGAGAUCUCCCCUCAUUGUUCUAAACUACAGUGAAUAUAGUCUUAACCAAACCAGUCUCCCUUCAUUUGUAUGUCCUGUCAUCCAGGAAUAAGUCUGAUAAACAUUCUCUAUUUUCCAAACAAUGCCCCUCUUUGUUUCCUAUUUUAAAUCUGCCCUUCCAAACUUUAAUGUGCUGCUUCAUCCAUAGUUCUCUGACCAGGCUUUUGGUCAUCCACAGUUAAAACAUGAAGCUAUUUAGCCCAUCAAGACUGUGCCAGCUCUCUGCGGAGUGAUCCAGACGUCCUAUUCCCCUUCUUCCAUCCACGUAGAUCUGGAAGUUUAUUUUCCUCAAGUGCCUUUCCAACAUCUCUUUUAAAAAUCACUGAUCACUUCCACUCCACUGUCCUCACAAACUGCAGAUACCAGGUCAGUAAAAAAGUAAAGUCAAAGUUACCACAGUCCCAAAGGACCAUAGGGCUACUCUCUCAAUCAGAGAGAGAGAUGAUUGGUGGUGGUUUAACUCGGUCAGUACUACUCACAUGUUCGCCACUCGUUUUAAAAAAAAUGGUUUCUUCACCUACUUCAGACAUCUCGAUCCAAUAAACUUAUUGUGUCCCCUAAUGAACAGCUUUUCUUCGUCAAUCUUAUCCAAACCUGUCAGAAUCUUUAUACCUCUAUCAUAUAACCCCUCAAGUUGACUUUAGUGACUAGGAAUACUGAAGCGAGUUACUUACUGCCUGACUCCCCAGUGCCUGCCCACUACCACAAAGCACAACUCAGGUGUGUUUCUUUAUUCUUUAUUCAUUCAUGGGAUGAGGACGUU